This is a messenger RNA of Brassica napus (rape), 3187 nucleotides long. Its product is annotated as protein STABILIZED1-like. Gene Ontology annotation, molecular function: protein binding. Lineage: Eukaryota; Viridiplantae; Streptophyta; Magnoliopsida; Brassicales; Brassicaceae. Gene Ontology annotation, cellular component: catalytic step 2 spliceosome; U4/U6 x U5 tri-snRNP complex. Bases 66 to 2954 code for a protein of 962 amino acids. The record is from RefSeq and is a predicted model, not a curated record. Gene Ontology annotation, biological process: positive regulation of primary miRNA processing; mRNA splicing, via spliceosome; gene silencing by siRNA-directed DNA methylation. The transcript has a single exon.
CUUUCCCUCGGUGGUGGAUACUUUAAUUUUGUUUUCAUAAGAAACUAUUCGAUUCUUCCUCUAAGAUGGUGUUCUUCUCGAUUCCGAACGAGAAGACCAUAUCGAUCAACGUGAACCCUAAUUCAACCACAAUCUCUGCCUUCUCACAAUUGAUCCACCAACGCACUCAUCUUCCUCAAUCCCUCAUUCGUUACUCCCUCUCUCUCCGUAACCCUAACCUCCGUGACGAUUCCGAUGUUACCUUAUCGGAUCUUGGAUUCGGUUCUUCCUCCACGGUAUAUCUCCACAUCCCUCUACUCGGCGGCGGAGCAAGAUUCGAUCUCCUCGACUCAAACCCUCCGGCGAACUACGUCGCAGGUUUGGGCCGUGGAGCUACCGGAUUCACAACCCGAUCCGAUAUCGGAUCUGCUCGUAUUGCACCAGGGAAGUCGAUAAACGAAGCUGAAGAGGAGGAGAAUCAGAAUCAGAAUCAGAAUCAUCACACGUUUGAUGAAUUCGAAGGGAACGACGCCGGAUUGUUCGCGGAUUCCGUAUACGACGAGGAGGACAAGGAAGCUGAUGCGAUAUGGGAAGCUAUUGAUAAGAGAAUGGAUUCGAGAAGGAAAGAUGUUAAAGAAGCAAAAAUUAAAGAUGAAAUCGAGAAUUACAGAGCUUCGUAUCCGAAAAUCUGCGAGCAGUUUUCGGAUUUGAAGAGGAAGCUAGAUAAUGUUUCUGCUGAAGAAUGGGAUAGUAUCCCCGAAACUGCGAAUUACUCGCGUCAGAAGAAGAAGAAGAGGUUCGAGAGCUUUGUGCCUGUUCCUGAUUCGGUUAUUUUGGAUAAGUCAUUAGAUUUGACUGCUGUAGGUGAAGGGAGAGGCACAUUGCUGUCUUUGAAGCUUGAUGAGUGUUCUCAUUCGUUUUCGGGGAAAGCCUCUGUUGAUCCGAAAGGAUACUUGACGGAGUUGAAGACUCUUGAAGCGGAGGUUCCUGAUGUGUUUCAUGUCAAUAGAAGUAGAGUUUUGUUAAAGAGUGUAACAAUGUCGAACCCGAAGAAUCCUAACGGUUGGAUUGCUGCUGCUAGGCUGGAAGAGAGAGCGGGGAAUUUGAAAGUCGCCAGGGUUCGGAUUCAGAGAGGAUGUGAAGAGUGUCCGAAGGAGGAGGAUGUUUGGAUUGAAGCUUGUAGAUUGGCUAAGCCAGAGGAGAAGAAAGCGGUGAUUGCGAGAGGAGUUAAGCAGAUACCGAACUCUGUGAAGCUAUGGUUGGAGGCUUCGGCGCUGGAGGAUGAUGCGAGGAAGAGUUUAGUGUUGCGGAGAGGUUUGGAGAAUGUUCCGGAUUCGGUUAGGUUAUGGAAGACUUUUGUUGAUAUGGUUAAUGAAGAAGAUGCGGUUGUUUUGCUUCACAGAGCUGUGGAGUGUUGUCCUUUGGAUGUAGAGCUAUGGUUAGCGCUUGCGAGGCUUGAAACGUAUGAGAAUACGAAGAAACUGUUGAAUAAAGCGAGGGUAACGCUUCCUAGAGAGCGCGGGAUUUGGAUUACUGCAGCUAAGGUGGAGGAAGCUAAUGGGAACACCGAUAAAGUGGGAACGAUUAUUGAGAAAGGCUUGAAAGCUUUGCAGAGUGAAGGGGUUGUUAUUAACCGGGAAAGGUGGAUAGAAGAAGCUGAGGCCUGUGAGAGAACCGGAGCUGUUGCGACGUGCAAGGCGAUUAUUGAGAAUGUUAUUGGUUUUAACGUUGAGGAACAAGAUAGGAAGAGAACUUGGGUUGCUGAUGCAGAGGAAUGUGAGAAGAGAAGUUCUAUAGAGACCGCAAGAGCGAUUUACGCGCAUGCUCUUACUGUUUUCUUGAGUAAGAAGAGUAUUUGGAUUCAAGCGGCAAAUCUUGAGAGAAGCCAUGGGAGUAGAGAGUCUCUUGACGCAGUGUUGCGUAAAGCUGUGUUGUACUUGCCUCAAGUUGAGGCUCUUUGGCUAAUGGGUGCUAAAGAGAAGUGGCUAGCUGGAGAUGUUUCCGGGGCUCGGGUUAUUUUAGAAGAAGCCAAUGCCGCGAUUCCAAACUCUGAGGAAAUCUGGCUCGCUGCUUUCAAGCUUGAGUUUGAGAAUAAAGAAAUGGAAAGAGCGAGGAUGGUUCCGGGGAAAGCAAGAGAGAGAGGAGGAACCGGGAGAGUAUGGAUGAAAUCAGCGGUUUUCGAGAGGGAACUAGGAAACGUCGAAGAAGAGAGACGAUUGCUCGAAGAAGGCGUGAAGCGGUUCCCGAAGUUCUUUAAGCUUUGGUUAAUGCUUGGACAGCUCGAAGAAAGGCUUAACCAUCUAGUACAAGCCAAGAGAGUUUAUUCGUCUGGUUUGAAUCAUUGUCCUCAGUGUAUACCAUUGUGUCUCUCACUAGCUGAUCUUGUAGAGAAGAAACUGAACGGACUCAAUAAAGCUAGAGUCAUUCUCACAAACGCUAGAAAAAGGUGUCCGAAAGAAGACGAGCUUUGGUUAGCCGCGAUUCGUAUUGAACUAAGACAUGGAAACAAGAAAGAAGCAGAGAGGUUAAUGUCAAAGGCACUUCAAGAGCUUCCCAAAAGUGGUAUCCUCUUAGCUGCUGAUAUCGAAAUGGCGCCGCAGUGUCCUCUCCCGAAGAUGAAGAUCAAGGAUGCGUUAAAGAAGAAUUGUGUUAAAGAAGGGUAUGUUACUGCAUCGGUUGCUAAAAUUUUUUGGAGAGAAAGGAAAGUGGAUAAAGCUAGAAAAUAUUUUGAACGUACCGUGAAACUUAACCCGGAUAACGGAGAUUUUUGGGCGUUGUAUUACAAAUUCGAGGUUCAACAUGGCUCCGAGGAAAGGCAAAAGGAGGUUUUGAACAGAUGUGUGGUCUCUGAGCCAAAGCAUGGUGAGAAAUGGCAAGCUGUUUCCAAAGCUUUGGAGAAUUCACACCAAAGUGUUGAAGUUAUCUUGAAGAAAGUUGCUAUUGCAUUGAACAGGGAAGGCCAUAUAUUAACUUAAACUACUCCAAGCUUUUUUCUUUCUUCUCCAAUUUGAUGAUUAAAGCCCUUACUUGUUGUGUACUCUUUGCAGGCUUUUAUCAGGUUUUUAAACUCAGUGAUGUUUUGCAGGCUUUAUCAGGUUUUUAUUUUUAUUUUAUUUUUGAAUAAAUAUUCAACUUAUUUUGAUUAACAUUGAAUUUGCCUGUAUAAGUUCAACUAUGUCAUUCGUUUUAUAUGAUUCUGAAUUCACUA